AUGCAAAUCAUCAUAGUAGGUGCUGGUCUAGCAGGCCUCUCAACAGCUCUCGCCCUGUCCCAUUCCUCAACAACACACCUGAUCAUCCUUCUCGAAUCCGCCUUGGCCCUAGCAGAGAUCGGUGCGGGCGUCCAACUCACUCCCAUCGCGACCCGGCAAUUCAAAGCAUGGAAUCUUGAACCUCAACUCCUAGCCGCCUCCGCUCUGCCAAAGGCAUGGAACCUACGUCGUGGAUCGGAUGGAAAGGUGCUGAAUCGAGUACCGAUGGACAAGUUCGAAGAGUGGUACGGCGCACCAUAUGUGGUCGUGCAUCGCGCAGAUCUUCAUCGGAUUCUGCAUGAAGCGGUCGUAGCGAGGGGUGUCGAAGUGCGCCUGGACAGCCGCGUAGAACAGUAUGGGGUUGAAGAAGGCUGGGUAAGAUUAUUGAACGGAGAGAAGCUGGAGGGUGAUUUGGUGGUGGCCUGCGAUGGGAUCAAUAGCUCAGCUCGAACGCAGUUGCUGAAGAGCUCAGGAAGCCACAUGAACCCAGAGAAAGAGCUGGAAGCGACAGGGUGGGCUGCGUACAGACUUAUGGCGGACGUGGAGGAUGUUAAGAACAACCCAUUGACGAAAGAAAUUGUGGGUGAGCAUGCUGGAAACUGCUGGGCGGACACAAACAGAUCAGUAAUGACAUACAUGAUCCGCGACUCUGGCAAACUCAACCUCGUCUUGUCCCAUCCUGAUGAUGUCGAUACCAGCACUUGGACACGCGAACAGUAUCUCACCGAGAUUCAACGCUUCUAUGGAGAUAUGGACCCACAUGUACUCUGCCUCAUCGGCCUCAGCACUGGACCUAUCACCAAUUGGCCUGUCCGUCAAAUUGCCAAACUUCCCACUUGGAUGUCAGGAAAGGGGAAAUUUGUGCUUAUUGGGGAUGCAGCACACGCCAUGGCCUUCUAUCUUUCUAUGGGCGUCUCGCUUGCGAUCGAGGAUGCUGCGGCGCUUGCUACGGCUUUGGAUCUGCAUACGUCGAAUCCAAAGGGCCUGUCAUUAGCAAAAGCGAUGAGACUAUUCGAGAAAGUGAGAAAACCACGGGCCGAGAGAAUACGAGAUGCAAGUUUGCAUGCGGGGGCAAUGCUGCAUCUCCCACCAGGGUCAGAGAGG
Molecule: messenger RNA, 1143 nt
Organism: Macroventuria anomochaeta
Lineage: Eukaryota; Fungi; Ascomycota; Dothideomycetes; Pleosporales; Didymellaceae
Product: FAD/NAD(P)-binding domain-containing protein
Exons: 2
Biological process (GO): secondary metabolite biosynthetic process
Molecular function (GO): FAD binding; monooxygenase activity
Source: RefSeq, a predicted model, not a curated record